Capsella rubella is the source of this 1708-nucleotide messenger RNA. RefSeq names its product snRNA-activating protein complex subunit. Gene Ontology annotation, cellular component: snRNA-activating protein complex. The record is from RefSeq and is a predicted model, not a curated record. The coding region runs from base 331 to 1680 and encodes 449 amino acids. Gene Ontology annotation, biological process: snRNA transcription by RNA polymerase III; snRNA transcription by RNA polymerase II. NCBI's taxonomy places the organism in Eukaryota, Viridiplantae, Streptophyta, Magnoliopsida, Brassicales, Brassicaceae. The transcript is spliced from 11 exons. Gene Ontology annotation, molecular function: bent DNA binding; core promoter sequence-specific DNA binding; RNA polymerase II cis-regulatory region sequence-specific DNA binding.
UUCGAAUCUUCUGCUCUCCUCCACGACGACGAGGAGCUCCUUCAACAAUCCUCAGUCUAUACUCUUUAAUUGCAUCUCAUGAAGAAAAAAUCCGAUCCUUUCUCCUUGUAAAACCCUAAUCUAUCGUUUCCUGAAGUCGUGAGCUGAGUUUUGUUAAUUCGAAACCUAAAACCUUAAUUCGUCUGGGCAUUCCAGAGACCCAUCAAAUUCUCUUUUCACUGUAAUCGUCUUCGUCUCCUAUCAAUUCGAUCUCUGUCUCUGCUUAACCCAACUGUACAUUUGGUGGUAACAGAGAGAGAGAGAGAGAUAGUCAAGAAGAACAGAGCAGAAAUGGAGAGCGAUAGUGAGAGCGAGAACGAGAGAAAUGAACAAUGCCCGACCACUUCAUUAGUACCCAGAGGAGGCCCCAUUUAUCUGCCAAACAUGGUGGGAAAUAUUUAUACCAUCCCUGAGUUCCGGUCUUCUUUUCUCAGUCUAUUCCAGGAUUUGGAUACUCAUUUAUCUCUGGAAUCUCCCUCAUCGUCGCAGCAGUAUGAUGUCUCAACUGAUGAUCUCAAGAUUUAUACAGAUGAGGAACUCACCGAGAUGGCUAUGAAGGAAGCCUUCUCGGAAGAUAACCUUUCCCAAAAGGAGCUCGAACAAUCUUUAAACGCUUCUCAUCAUGAAAAUCCAUCAGCUGGGGCAAAAAGGAAGAAGACUGUAAAGAAGUCUCAGGUAAGGAAGAGGACAGAAAAAAAGACUGAGGAAGCUUAUCUUGCCAAAGUCGAGCAGCUUGCAAAAAUCAAACAAAAGCAAGAGGAGGAUAAGGCAGCUGUUAGGCUGCACUGCUUCAGAAAAACUUGUGAAACUGGUAAAGACGCAGCUGCACCUCCAGACGGUUAUGAGCAGAUGCAAUCUCUUAAGUUCAUCGAUAACAAUUACAUGCAAGUGAAGCCAUCAGACAUUCAGGGACAAGUGGAUACGCUAUUUCCUGAAGUCAUUUUGUGUGUUGAGAUUUAUAACAGUCGUAAGGUUAAGACCCAAGAAAUUUUGGUUCUAGGACGUCAAAAGUUGACUGAAUUGAAAGACAAGAUUCAUUGCCUUACAGACCAGGUGAUGAAAAUGGCUGGAGAGUAUAAUCCCUCUGGAUACUUCCUCAUAGAAGAUGUCUUUCACAAUGAUUUAAGGAAUCUAUCGGGGACAGAUUUCAGCUAUCCUAUUUUAGAUUGGAUAUGGAACUCGAAAGAUGAAGCUCUUAAAAAAUGGGAAUGCCUUUUAACCGGCAAAUUACAGAAAUAUCAGAAAGCAGUUCUAGGUGAAGGGAAAUCCAUGGAUUUACCUCGUUUCAGAACUGCAGACAUGCAUAGUACACGCUUCUGUGACUUAAGAUUCAGAGUCGGAGCUAGUUAUCUCUAUUGUCAUCAGGGAGAUUGCAAGCACAUGAUAAUAAUACGAGACAUGAGGCUGAGUCAUCCAGAGGAUGUUCAGAACAGAACGGCUUACCCGAUCGUGUUUCGACCUAAGCCCAAGUUUCAGAAAUGCGGCGUUUGCAAAAUUAAAAGAGCUUCAAAGGUUGCAGUGGAUAACAAGUGGGCACUAGAGAAUCCUUGUUAUUUCUGUGAUGUUUGUCUUGCACUUCUACACUCAGAGGAAGGCUCUCUUAGCUGUGACUUCCCUGUAUAUGAUUAUGUUCAUGAGUGAAAUACAAUUUUGUUGCAUAAUCCUUCAA